Molecule: messenger RNA, 2566 nt
Organism: Phytophthora sojae
Lineage: Eukaryota; Oomycota; Peronosporomycetes; Peronosporales; Peronosporaceae
Exons: 3
Coding region: 110-2566 (818 amino acids)
Biological process (GO): protein phosphorylation
Molecular function (GO): protein kinase activity; ATP binding
Source: RefSeq, a predicted model, not a curated record
CGCUUUCGGAUGGGGAGCGGACUGUGUUUCCGGUCGGUCGCGCGUGCAUCAAAAGCCGAGCGGGGCCUUCACUUUAGUUUGCUAGAGCGGGCGCCGCAGGACGUACCGAAUGAGACGGACACGUCUGCAGCAGCGCCCACUGGCGGCGCUGUGCGCCAUCUCGGCCGUCCUCGUGGGUCCGAGCGUGGCGCGCGUGUUCCAGACCAACGCGUGCGUGAAACCAGCGCCGACGCUCGCCACCCUGCGACGGAGCGACAACACGCCGUCCAACGCCGAGGUCGUGUACUCCAACUGCUCCGUCGUCAAGAUCAGCUCCUCGUCCAGCAACGGAACCACGUCUGUCGACGCCAGCGGCUUGGAGAUUCAGGCCAUCGCCAGCUUCCCGGACGUGACCACGCUGCAGCUCUCCGGGAACGAGGUCACCACUAUCUAUGAGGACAGCGAGGCCACUGUCAAGACACUGGACUUGUCGUCGAAUGGGCUCAGCAGUGUCGACGCGCUAUCGUUCCCCAGCAGUGUAACCACGCUGAUUCUGGACGGGAACUCCAUCGUUAGCCUCGAUAGUGGGGAGAUCCCGGACACCGUGUCGACCUUGUCGCUGCAGAACAACGGCAUCACUGCAUUAACCUCCUUCACGUUCAGCGAUAAGCUGGCAACGCUGGACACGAGCAAGAACACGAUUCAAGACUUGUCCAAGUGGGAGAUGCCGACGCAACUGCAGGCCUAUUCGUGUCAGAACUGCGGCGUAACCAAGCUGUCAGGUAUGACGCUGCCAUCGGGCGGAACGUUGACCGCGCUCGACCUCUCAGGCAGCACCGUGGACUCGUUCGAGAUCGCGCACUCGUCGGAGCCGCUGGUUGCGGGGCUUGGGUCGUUUAAACUCGUCGUCUCGAGCUCCAGUUGCAGCGACUCGAGUGCUACCAAGGAGGUGGUGCAGAGUGUGACGGUCUGCGUGCUGCCUGACGCCGUUUACAACAGCAAAUAUGUGAUCCCCGGGACUGUGCGAGAUUCAAGUGGAGCCCUUCCACCACCGCCUAAUGGCUCGCAGGAUAUCGGUACUUCCGCUUCCACUAGCUUGUCGUCUUCGGGUUGGAUGUUGGUAGCGAUGAUCUCAGGUGCCGCUCUCCUUCUCGUGCUCAUUGGAGGUGCCGUGGGUUAUCUCGUGUUCCGUCACCGUCGGACGAACGAGAAGUUUAAGGACUACACGGCGGAUAGAACCUCUGGAUUCCGGUCUGUGGACGAUAUCGUCCCCAGCAACAACCCGACCGCGCACACGUUCUUCGACAGGACACUGAAUACGAACAUGAUGGAGGUGGAAAUGCAGUCAGAGAUGGAGGAUACGAUCGUGAGCACCAAGCGCCGAGGCAUGAACAGCACUGUGAGCUCGACCACCUCGUCCAACAUGACGCGCGUGAUCUCAGCCAGGCAUUUAGACAACGACAUCCGCACGGAUCAGGAGAUGCGGCACUUCCGACUCAUGCACGAGGAAGUCAUUCGUGGCAAGCUGAUAGCGAAGGGCGGCUACGGCGCGGUGUAUAAGGCCACCUUCCGCGACAAGGAGGUGGUCACCAAGCAGCUUCUACCCGAGCGCGCGCGCGACCCGCGGAUGCUCAACGACUUCAUGGACGAGAUCCGCACGUGCUCCUCGCUGGAUCAUCCGAAGAUCGUCACGUUCAUCGGCUUCACCUUCAGCUCGCUCAUGGACCUGUCCGCCGUGUUCGAGUACAUGCCCAACGGCGACCUCGCCACGCUCAUGCAGAAGCAGCUCAAGCGCGAGACGCGGGACCCAUCGGUUCGCAGCUCGUACGGCUGGUUCCGCUCGAAUAAAACCGAAAGAGGAGGCCUCAAGUGCAAGUCGCUGCUCGCUCUAGACAUCGCAGAGGCGCUCGUCUACCUCCACUCGUUCGAGAGCCCCAUGAUCCACCGCGACCUCAAGCCCAACAACGUCCUCCUCAGCGAGCGGUGGGAGGCCAAGUUGACGGACUUUGGCGUCAGUCGCGAGCUCACGGAGGACCAGACCAUGACGGCCGAGAUCGGAACCAUCUCGUGGAUUGCCCCUGAAGUAUUGAGGGGCGAACGGUACUCGGAGAAGGCCGACGUGUACUCGUUCGGCGUGAUCCUGACCGAGCUUGACACCUGUCGACGCCCGUACUCCGAGGGCAUCCCGAACGACGACAACCGCGGGGGCAACGUCAAGCACACGAACGCGCGCAUCGCCGUGCUGGUGAGCGCCGGUUCAUUGCGGCCGUCGCUGAGUCCGGACUGCCCCAACAGCGUCCGCGACCUGGUGGACAAGUGCCUGGACUCGGACCCGGCCAACCGCCCGUCGGCGCUGCAGCUCCACUACGAGCUGCGCAACCUCGAGCUGGCGCUGGACGACCUGGCCAUCACGGGGCGGAUGUCCAACCCCAUGCCUCGAAACAACUGCAGAGCGCCGCGUCGGACGCCCCACACACAUCGGUCCGAGCGGGGACGCAAACCCCCGCCAAUGGUGCACCUCGUCGAGGACGAUGACAUUGCCAUCCUGUCUGCGGAGCGCCGAGACUACGUCAAGUAUUAUGUGUGA